AUGCCCCAGCGGGUAACCCUGUCCUGGCAUUCCGACAUGCCACUGGCCGGCAAGCUGGUCCUCUCCGCUCUGCUCCUCCUGACGCUGGCGUACAGGUUCUAUAGGUCUCGUUUGCUUGCUGGGGGUCAAAUCCCACGGGCCAAGGAAGAGCAGAGGGAAAAUGCUGCCCGGGAUCGGGAUGGGGAUGGGGAUGGGGACGGUGCAGUGGGUCUGCGGUGGAGGAGGGUGUUUGGUGAGGAGGGGAGGAUGGGUGGUGGGAACGCACAAGUGAGUGGCACUGGGACACGGCGCACGCCUUCCCAGCGGGAUUGGAGUCUGCUGAGGGGUGAGGAGGGGGAGAUAGUUUCUGAACCAGGGCUGACUGCCAGGAAAGCGGGGAUGGGCAGGAGGGGAAGUGAGCUGGGAAGCGAGCUGAGAGGUGCGACAGGAAUUGAGCCUGGAAGUGAGCUGGGAAGUGAGCUGGCAAGCAAAUCAGGAAGUGAGGCAGGAAACAAACUGGGAAGUGAGGUGGGAAGAGAGCCGGGAAGUGAGUCAGGAAGUGAUCUGGGAAGCAAGCCGGCAAGAACUCUGGGAAGUGAGCCGGGAAGUGAGCCGGGAAGUGAGCUGGAAAGUGAGUUGGGAAGUGAGCUGAACUCUUACGAGCCUGGGGAUGCAGCCAAAACACUGAGCAGCUCUGGGGAGAAGGGAACACUUGCUCCCAGCACCGGGCUCUCUCCCAGGACUGCUAAUGAUGAUGACAGCCUUGUCCAAAGCAUGGAGCAGGAUUUGGCUGGCAGAGGCAUGAGCCAGGAGAUUGAAGAGCACGGGGGGAUGAUCCAGACCCUCAGUGUCACCUCAGACCUGGCACUAAUGAUGACAACGAGCAGCAUAGAGUCAGACACCUCCUACUCCUUCUCCUCGGUUGCAAAGAUUCAGGUGGAGGAGGGGUACAUCACCAAGCAGCUGGUGAACGACGGGGCUGGGCAGCCAGGCCCUGGCCUAAAAGGCAAAGUCUAUGACUACUAUGCCCAGUCCAUCUCCCAGUCGGUGUCAAAGAAGAGGUCUCUUCCCUACAUCCCUCUGGGAACAUCCCAGUGCCACAGCUCAGAGCAGGUCAAUGAAGAGAUGCAGAACUUUGCAACCCAGGAGCCAGACCCAACUUUGGCAAUGCAGGAUCCCAUCACCUCUUCCACAGUUCCAGCAUCUACGGGGAGCUUGGAACCUUCUCCUGAACCACCAUCUCCUGGCCGCAAGAGCAGCGUCCUCCACAUUGCUGAGAGCCCCCACCUCCACCUGCCCAUGGAGGGGUUUGGGGUCACAGCACCAGCUGACACACCAUCUGCAAGCCCCUGGCCAGGGCUGGUGGCCGGUGCUGACCAAAUGCCACCAUCCACCCACCUGGACCUGGGGAACUGCUACGAGGUCCUCUGCACAGCCAAGGCUCAAAAGCUCCACCACCUCCAGGAAGCUGCCUACAAGGUGAUGAGUGACAACUACCUGCAGGUGCUGAGGACACCGUCCAUCUAUGGCCGUCUCAAUGCCGGCGAGCGGGACCUCAUCCUGCGGUGGAGAAUGAAGGGCAAGAUGCGCAUGGUCGUGGCAGACGUCAACCUGCAGGAGCCUGGCCUCCACUCCAGCCGCCUCUGCAGCUAUGAUGAAGGAGGAGACUGCUGGCACCACCUCUGCCACAUGCCACCAGAGGUGGUCUCCCAGGGGUGUGCUAUGUGCAGCAUGUUCAACUACCUCUUCGUGGUGGCUGGCUGCAAGGGCAUGGGCCGGAUGCAGAGACCUUCCAACCAUGUCUUCUGCUAUGACCCCCUGACCAACAUCUGGAGGGAGAUCUGCCCCUUGAACCAAGCACGGCCCCACUGCAAGCUCGUGGCCUUGGAUGGCCACCUCUAUGCCAUUGGUGGUGAAUGUCUCUACACAGUAGAGCGCUAUGACCCCCGGCAGGACCGCUGGACCUUCACUGCACCCCUGCCCCGUGACACCUUUGCUGUGGCCCACACGGCCACAGUGUGUGAUGGGGAGAUCUAUGUGACAGGAGGCACCUUGCGCUAUGUGCUGCUGCGAUACGCUGCCCGCUCGGACACCUGGAGGGUCAGCCUGGCCAGCGGUGGCAAGAACAGGACAGCCGAGAUGGUGAGCACCAACGGCUUCAUCUACCGCUUUGACCUCCACCGCCGCACGGGCAUUGGUGUCUACCGCUGCAGCGCCAAGGCCAAGCUAUGGUAUGAAUGUGCCACCUACACCAUGGCCAACCCAGGUGGCUUCCAGUGUGCUGUGCUGGGCAGCUUGGUCCACUGUGUUGGCCGGCACUUCCACAUACGCUUCUUGGCUGACCACAUCUCACCACGCUUUGGGACCAAGGAGCUGCAGCCCUUCCCGUCACCCCAUGGCAGCCUCCUCCCAACUGUCCUGGUAUUGCCAGAAGGAGGGAUGCCACAAACACAGGUUUGA
Molecule: messenger RNA, 2439 nt
Organism: Nestor notabilis (Kea)
Lineage: Eukaryota; Metazoa; Chordata; Aves; Psittaciformes; Psittacidae
Gene: KLHDC7A
Product: kelch domain containing 7A
Exons: 1
Coding region: 1-2439 (812 amino acids)
Molecular function (GO): protein binding
Source: RefSeq, a predicted model, not a curated record